Messenger RNA from Eimeria necatrix, 237 nucleotides. RefSeq lists its product as hypothetical. The coding region runs from base 1 to 237 and encodes 78 amino acids. The transcript has a single exon. NCBI's taxonomy places the organism in Eukaryota, Apicomplexa, Conoidasida, Eucoccidiorida, Eimeriidae. The record is from RefSeq and is a predicted model, not a curated record.
AUGGACGGGACACCAGGAACAGCGCACCAGGAGCGGCAGCAGCAGCAAAGCAGCAGCAGCACCAACAACAACACAGCAGCAGCAGCAAAGCAGCAGCAGCAGCAACAACAACACAGCAGCAGCAGCAAAGCAGCAGCAACACCAACAACAACACAGCAGCAGCAUCAGAAGCAGCAGCUACAGCAGCAGCAGCGACACAGCGUCCAUCACGAUCAGCAGCAUCAGCAGCAGGAAUAG